Molecule: messenger RNA, 4664 nt
Organism: Octopus bimaculoides (California two-spot octopus)
Lineage: Eukaryota; Metazoa; Mollusca; Cephalopoda; Octopoda; Octopodidae
Molecular function (GO): protein binding
Source: RefSeq, a predicted model, not a curated record
UAUACACACGCACACAUACAAAUAAAUAACUAUAUACAUUCAUACGUACUAACGUAUACACACACACACACACACACACACAUGCAUAUAUACAUUCAUACAUACAUACUUACAAACGUAUAUACAUACACACUUGCAAACAGACAGUCAGACAUACAGGAAUAUUGACAGACUGGUUUUCAGACGUUGUCUUCCAAAUCACAUUUGCAAGAACAUUCUUUCUGAGUUGGAAAAUCCCCUUGCUUCUCUAUUGCACAUAUUCCGAAAGAAAAAAAAAAUUUUUAAUGACCCAAAGAAAGCCAAAUGUACAUAAAUACAUACGCACGCACACAAAUACGCCUUGACUGAUGGCAUAAAAGACGCACGGGCGUAUUAGAAGCACCCUAAUUUCAGCAGUGCUUAUUUGCAAUAAUGAAGCUUUCGCUGCAGUAAGACAUAUAAUAUAGACCUAACUUUGCAUAAAGGACUCGGGGUGAAAUUUUUUUGAGCCAUUAUUUUGAAGAAGUGCGUCUUAUACGCCAUCAAAUGCAAUAUAUCUGUAUAUAUAUGGCUUAACUGGUUGAAACUUGCAAGAAUAUUAUUUAAGAAUAAUGAAUUUGUAGUCUACAAAAGUAUAGAGAAACCCGUCAAAUUAAUGUAAGAUUGAUUUUAUUUUGACUGAACAUAAAAACAAACAUUAAAAUAUAUGUAUGUAUGUAUGCAUGUAUAUAUGUAUGUACGCAUGUAUGUAUGUAUGGUUAUAGACAGUUUGAAAAAUUGACAUUUGCAGGCAAAAAGAGACUAUAGUAUCAUCUAAAAGCACACACACACACAAACACACAUGUAACUAUCUGCAUUUACACUAUACGUAUGUCGUAGUUUGUAUGCGCAAUUCUCAAGUUCCUUAAUACAUGCUCCAAGAGAGAAAUAUACAGGGAUUGUUAUAUGCUUACACACACACGCGCGCAUUCAUACAUGAAUGUGUAUAUAUAUAUAAAUAGUUAUAUUGAAACGCAUAAGUAUAUACACGUUAUGUAACGCGCUAUGAAUAUUCAGUAUGUGGUACCAAGAUGGCGUUGUUAUUAAAUGAUAACGACUUGUGUCAUAAUUAACAUUGCAAAGCACCGUUACACAGACAGCAAAGCGCGCGCACACACACACACACACACACACUCUCGCACGCACACACACACACACACACUCGCACGCACACACACUUCCCACAUCACACACACACACGCACACAGAGACACAUACAUAUAUAUAUAUAUAGACAUAUAUCGAAAUACGAACAGACAAUCGCACACAUAAUACAUACAUACAUACACACACACACACAUACAUACAUACAUACAUACAUACAUACAUCUAAAUACUAACACACAAAAGACCUCUGGGUUUCUCACUGUAAUCACUGCCGGAUUAUGGGGUCUAAUUUAACCCUUGACCUACGACCACCUUAUGAUCCUACGACCUUCAUAGGUAAAUCGAAUAUUAUGACACUCGACGGAUGUUUAUGUAAGAAGAUGGGAUCCAGGGGUGAUAUUCACGAAAUUGCCACAGCUGUAAUGGCGCAAAUGAGACACGAUGAAUCGAAAUUAAUUCGACAGCUGAGACAAUUGAUCAAACACGAUUGCAGUUUGGCUUGUCUCGUCUUCUCCACCGACAUCGAAGGAUGGACACCAAUCCACGCAUGCGCACUACGUGGCUCGCGUCGUCUGCUCAAGCUCAUGCUUCGAGCUAAAGUUGACAUUAACAUCAGAAUGGGUCACCCGUCAGGGCUACCUGCACAUUGUUCCCUUUUACACAUAGCCGCACAUCGUGGUGACCAAAAAAUUACUGAACUUCUCGUCUCACGAGGUAUUUCAUUAAAUGCCAAAGAUUCUACCGGUAGAACUGCCAUCAGAUACGCUUCUGAAGCUUGUCACACGCACAUAGUGCGAUAUUUAACGAGGAAAGGAGCUGAUACGACAAAUGUUGUUAUUAAAGACGUUUUUAAAGUGGACUGCAUGACACCACAACCUAAAUUGACAAAAUUCUGCUUUCUGCCAGUAAAAUGCACAACAUGAUUACCACCGAAGCAUCAACAAAACGGACAUGUGUAAGUGUGUGUUGUGAGAGAGAAAGAGAAAGUGAGAGGUAUGAAACGGAUUAUUUUCAAGAAUAGAGCUAUUUUCCAGAAUAGAGAUAUAUAGAAGAGCUAUUUUCGCACUUCUGUAUUUCUGUCCAAAAUCUCAAUAAGGAAUGUUUUCUCAUUUAGGCACAAGACCAGCAAUUUUGAGGGGGGAGGUAAGUCUGUGCCGUCGAUACCAGUACUUGAUUGGUACUUUAUUUUAUCGACCUCGAAAGGAGGGAAGGCCAAAUUGCUUCCGAUAGGAUUUGAACUCAGAAAGACAGCAAGAUAUUUUUUUCAAACGCUUUAACGAUUCUGGCAAAACACCGCCUUCAAAAAAAAAAAAAAAUAAAGAGUAAAAGACGAAGAAAUACAACAAAAUUUUUAGAAAGUAACUUGGCUUUGAUGGAGGGACCUAAGAAUAAGUAUCGUUAGGUACACUCCUUCCAUUAUAGUUUGACAAGUUCGUUGUUUUAUAACGAACAAAGAACUAAAAUAAAAGUAAAGAGAAAUGAAAAAAUAAUACAAAAAUAGAAAGACAGAUAGGGAAAAGAAGUAAGUAGCGAAUUUGAUGGCAUAAAAGACUCACAGGCAUAUUAGAUGCACCUAAUUUCAGCAACAAAUAUUCAGGGGGAAAUGGUUUUAGUGUAUAAAAGCAUGUAAUAUUUAAAGCAAUCAAGCAGUACAUUACAAAACAUUACAAAAGUAACUUAACUAUGGCAGGAAACAUUACUGUGUAUACAAAGGAAGUUUGCAUUUAUAGCUGAAUAUAAAACACAAAAUCACGAUAGUGAAAAUAUCCAAUAUGAUUACUGUAAUAACACAGGCAAGAAAAAAACAUAAAGCAGAAAACAUUUGAUAAAAAAGUAAGUAUCCAUUGCAGCUGAACGUAAACUAAAACAAGGCAACAAAAUCUUUAAUCGUCUUCAAAACCAGAUAAAUUUUUAUCAUCAAAUCCUAUAAAUUCGUUAAUUUCGCAUAUCGGAUCCGGGGUGGGGGUGGGGGGUUUCUUCGAAAAAGAGUGCGUCUUUUAUGCCGAUAAAUAGGGUAAUCGCUAAAAUUCCAGAAGAGGAGGUGGGAUUAAAAUACUGUAAAUAUAUAUCUUUCUCUUGAAAAACAAGCACAUAACGAGAAUUGAUGCAAAUUACGAUCUUUAAUGUCAGACGUCAGUCGAAAAUGGUUCUGUUCUUCAAACUAACCCGUUUGAAGUAUAUUUGGCUUUAUAUUCCGGUGUAUGUAUGAUAUAAACUAUGGAUAUCUGUAUAUCUAUGUGCAUAUCAAGAACUGUUCACAACACAAAACGUGUUGAAACUCUCAAAACCAGAUUUAAGCUGGUUGACAUCCGUCCCUAGAAAAUGGAAGAUUUUCGCCAUUUUCUUUGCACAUGUUUGUUUGUUUUUCUUUUUGUUUCAAUUAUUUAUAAUUGAUUGUUUUCAUUUUUUUUCCUCAUCGUUUUUUUUUUUUUUAAAUUAUUUUUGCAUAUCAUAAAUGAUAUCUUUUAUUAUUUUAUUGAUCUGCUGAUCUGCACUUAAACAAACCUUUAAAACAAAAUCUAAACGAUAAGACUAAUGCAAAACCUUUUAAACACACACACGCACGAGGCUAUGUUAGAAGCCACCUGCCCAAAGUUCUUCGCUGUGUGAUCGAACAGGGUAUCAGGUUGCUGUGAAGCAAUAUUGUUCAGCCAGACAAUUAUGCCUACAUAUCUACGUUUCCUCCUCCGUCUGCCUCGACUAAUGCCAACAAAUGCAGUUAUUGAACAAACAUCAAAACCAGAGUUUCUUAAGGAGUGGGCCUGGGGUUACAUCAAAACGGCGCCUAGAUAAGUAACAAAGGAAUAUAAUGCAAUAUAAUAUAAUAUUAUAUUAUAUAUAUAUGGUAUAUACUUUGUCCCUUCAUGCUGGGGUGUACGUUUUUUUUUUUUUUUCCUUUUUUCUCUCACUAUUUUUUCUUCGUUAAAAAAAAUAAGAAACAAACAAUACUUAAGAAACAGUGAACCUUAGCCCAACGACUGAUCGGGUUGCAAACCUCGAGUAGACAGGUAUUUAUUUGGUAUUAAGGUGGCAGAUGUCGAAUAGAGAGGAAGGUAUACCGAUUUCAAUUAUACAAGCAUUGAAACUAAAUCCUUAAAUUUUUUCACACGUGUGUGUCACAAACUGAUUUGAUAUGAGAUCUCGUGUGAGGUAGCCUUAGAAACAAUGGCCACAGGAACACGAACACGAACACUAACAUAUAUAUACGUAACCAAUGAAUAUAUAAAGUAUAUGUCGGACAAACGCAUAAACCAAAUGAAAAGUGAUAUUUAUAUUGACACUAAGCACAUCUUCCCAAAGCAUCAUUCUUUUUUUUUUACAAAAUACUAAUAUAAUAAUUGUUAUAAGCAUAUUUAUUUUAAAUAGUUAUCCGUACCAACAACAUUCUUCUUAUUCUUCUUCUUAUUAUUAUUAUUAUUAUUCCUCCCUUCUGAAGGAGAAAAAGACUUUAAAAAGUUUGUGAAUAUUAAACUUUAUCAUUAACACAACAAAUCCAGAACUCGCUCGAAAUAAAAUGGACAAAGUUUAUAUUUUUUGUA